AUGGCAGCGGUUACCUCAGUCCAUACAUCAAGUUCAAGCUAUAAUUUGGAAGCAUUUUUUAGAAUGAAACGAGGUAGACUAACUGUUACAAUUGAUAGCCAAGUUGUGGAAGGACAGCAGAGGAAUAAAAAACAAAAAAAAGACACUCAAUCACCUAAGCUUCAAAAAUCUCAAAUGCAAUCCUGCCAACUUGACUGGGGAAGUCUGCCACACCAUGUAGUACUGCAUAUCUUUCAGUACCUUCCUCUUGUGGACAGAGCCCGUGCAUCAUCUGUUUGCCGUCGCUGGAAUGAAGUUUUUCAUAUCCCUGAGUUAUGGAGAAAGUUUGAGUUUGAGCUUAAUCAGCCAGCUACUUCAUAUCUGAAGUCUACUCAUCCUGAUCUCAUUCAGCAAAUCAUUAAAAAGCAUGCUGACCAUCUUCAAUAUGUUAGCUUUAAGGUUGAUAGCUGCACAGAGUCAGCUGAAGCAGCAUGUGACAUCCUGUCACAGCUCGUAAACUGCUCCAUUAAAACUCUUGGACUGAUAUCAACGGCAAAACCAAGUUUUAUGAAUGUUUCUAAGUCUCACUUUGUAUCAGCACUGACUGUGGUCUUUGUCAACUCAAAGUCAUUGUCUUCAAUAAAGAUCGACGACACACCAGUCGAUGAUCCUUCACUGAAAGUUUUGGUGGCAAAUAAUAGUGAUACUCUGAAGCUGCUAAAAAUGAGCAGUUGUCCUCAUGUUUCACCUGCAGGAAUUUUGUGUGUAGCUGAUCAGUGUCAUGGCCUUCGAGAACUAGCCCUGAACUACCACCUUCUAAGUGAUGAAUUGCUCUUGGCUCUUUCCACUGAGAAACAUGUGCGUCUUGAGCAUCUUCGUAUUGAUGUUGUAAGUGAAAACCCAGGCCAGACACAGUUUCACACAAUAAAAAAGCAAAGCUGGGAUGCGCUCAUCAAGCAUUCACCCAAGGUCAACAUUGUUAUGUACUUCUUUCUGUACGAAGAAGAAUUUGAUGCAUUUUUCCGAGAAGAGACUCCUGUUACUCAUCUUUACUUUGGUCGUGCUGUAAGUAAGGCUAUGUUGGGCCGCAUAGGCAUGAACUGUCCUCGCUUGAUUGAAUUGGUGGUUUGUGCAAAUGGACUUCAGCCUUUAGAUGAUGAGCUCAUCCGCAUUGCUGACCGUUGCAAAAAUUUGACGGCCAUUGGCCUUGGAGAGUGUGAAGUUUCCUGCAGUGCAUUUGUUGAAUUUGUAAAAAUGUGUGGACGGAGACUAACACAACUGUCCAUUAUGGAAGAAGUGCUCAUCCCAGACAACAAAUACAACUUUGGAGCAAAUCCAUUGUGAAGUUUCAAAGCACCUUGGCAGAAUGUGGUUUCCAGAUAUGAUGCCUACUUGGUAG
Messenger RNA from Staurois parvus, 1378 nucleotides. The record is from the annotation of a GenBank genome assembly. NCBI's taxonomy places the organism in Eukaryota, Metazoa, Chordata, Amphibia, Anura, Ranidae.